Molecule: messenger RNA, 4252 nt
Organism: Dunckerocampus dactyliophorus (ringed pipefish)
Lineage: Eukaryota; Metazoa; Chordata; Actinopteri; Syngnathiformes; Syngnathidae
Gene: hemgn
Product: hemogen
Exons: 6
Coding region: 3252-4172 (306 amino acids)
Source: RefSeq, a predicted model, not a curated record
GUGAAAAAGAGGGGGUUGUCGUACAUAUAGGAUCAUUUUAUAUUAGGGAUAUAUAUAUAGAGAUAUAUACAUGUUCAAAAGCACCUCAGAAGAGGAGAAUUGUUAAGAGUUCCAGUAGUUAAAAACUUUACACUUCGCUAGUCAGUGUGUGACAACAACAAAAAAGUUGUAGUCAAAAUGUCAGAAAGAGCAUAGUGUCUCUCUGGAAAAACACCAAAAAUGGAGGCUCUAUCGGCUGUUAAAAAGACCUCCAUGUCACUCUUCUUAGUCUGAGGAUGAUAAAUUGUUCGCCAACAGGGCGAGCCCGGUGGACUCUUCCCCUUUAGCAUGCGAUGAUUUUAGUCAGCUAAGCUACAAGCUACAAGCUAAGCAGCCAAGCAGCCAUUGCCCCCUUUUUUAAACGUGCAGUAGACGUUAAAGCCUGUGUGGCCGCCAUUAGCCCACGCUACAGCGACGGAAAGGAUGGCGAAUACACCCUUUUGUGCAGACCUUUUUUUCUUUUUCGGUUUAACCGUCGUUAAGGAGUAAUCCUUGUCGUCGACACAUAUUGCCAAUUUGUUUUGACGUUUUGUAGUAAAAGUGGCGAAGGGGCAACACUGAGAGCGGAAAUUUAGUGAGGGAGAAAAAAACAAAGAUGGAGACCGUUCCUUUCUUCCAGACCUUCAAAAGACGACAGAAUGACAACAUGGCGACUCCUGAGAAACACAUCAAGAAGUGGUAGCAUGCACACUUGAAUUCAUCCUCAGGCGCCUCAUCGGAAUAAAUGCUGAGCGAAGCAACCAGACUCGACGGCGCAGACAUCUGCAAGAAUCUCGCUGUGAAAAAAAUCUUGUCACUGUAAAUGCACAUGUACACUUUCCAGUGGAAGUUCAUCUUCAGACACCUGCAACCACUGUUAGCAAUGACGUUUAGCACAGAACACUAUGGUGAACAAUGUGUUGGCAGAAAUAUGUUAGUUGUCAUGUCAUUGCACUAUUUCCAGCAAAAAGGCUCCGUUAAAUGAAACAGCAAAAUGGACUGAGAUGGGUACUGUGCUUAAUGAAGAUGGCAUAUUUUGUUGCAGUUUGUAGUCUCACAAUGUUUAAAGCAGUUUUGUGUUGGAUAUUCAGGUGUCUUGAAGCCUUAGAGGUAAUGAUCAUCUUUGGACGGAGACUUGUUGCAAUGUGUUGGGGGAACCUCGGCUGCAGCUGCCAGUCAGAGGCCGUGUGGAGGAGGCCUGUUAACUGAGUGCACAUGGGGUUUCUCUCCAGCUUUGAUAAAGGGGACUGCCUUCCUUGGAGCAUGAUGGUGUUUGCUGGUGGGUAGCAGCUGAGAUGUUCUAAAGAGCCGCUUCCCGAGCAAACAAGGCAGGAGGGCGUCUCGCUCUUCGCCCAGACAUGGAGGUUAGCUGGCCUUGGCAGGGCAUCAUAGACAUACACAUCACAGACUUGCACCAGGGACAGAACGGACCCGAUGGAAAUCUGCCUGCUGGAUGUUUGUCCAGGUGAUCCUCCGCUGCAGUGCUUGUCCACGUUACCUGUUGCUGGAGUCCCACCGCCCUGCUUACUCGCUCUUCACGCCUGCUCGGACCUCUUCCUGGAGUAGAUGGUGUCUUUCCUUGCCGCGGGCCUGGCUGACCAGGGUCUUUGGGAAGUAGCCCAAGCCCGCGCUGCCUGACGCCAUGGUGCCCACCAGUGCCUUUUGUCUCAGGCGUGACCCUGACAGAUUAAUACAUUUAAUUACAUUAAAAAAAAUUAUUUAGGGACAGCAAAAUACCAGUGUAUAAUGGCAACCAAAGCUGCCACCAGAUUACUGUUUUUGUACAGCGCAUACUGUGUUUUUCAUUUCCAGUAAAUUUGAUUUAGGUGACAAUGAAAUACCGUAAUUUUAAUUUUACAGAAUAAUAAUGGCAACCACAGCUGCUGCCAGAUUAGUUUUUUUCCAAGCAAAUUUCUAACAAUGCAUCUCCACUGUUUGUUCAGAAAAGAACCCACACCAAAGCUAAAAUAAGCAUGAUCCAAAGUUGAUAGCGACACUAUUUCAGUAGCAAGGCACAGAAAACAAAAUUUGUAUGCUUUCAAGGGGAAAAAGUAGCACCGUCUGGUGGACAAAUAGUGCAAAUUUAAAUUAUUACAUAAUUGAACUAUAUUUAAAGGUGGGAUCAAAAGUGACACUUCUGUGGUUCUCAAUGGGACAUCUUUAGACAUGAGGAACAAAUGUGCCACUUUAAGUGUAGCUUUGCCAUUUUAGGCUCAUUUACGCAAAUUUGACCUAUAUACAUUCAACACAGGUAAAAUGGUUAAAAAUGAUUGGCACAAAAUGCCUAUUGGCUCACGCUGAGGAAUGUAUUGCAACAAACGUGAUAUAAAACUCUUUACCUUGCUCUAUAAAGCAUUCAACUUGAAUGUGGACAGUAUCUUCCAAGAUUCAAGAGUUUUAUUGUCAUAUGCAUAGUAAAACAGGCAGUUAUACUAUGCAAUGAAAUUCUUAAUCUGUUCAUUCUCCCAAGAAAAAGAAAACAAGAAAAAUAAUAGAGCACAAGAAACAUGUGUACCAAUAAAUUAAACAAGAGACAUUAAUACAGAUUAAUAAUACAAAUAAAGUCCUAUGAGUGUGUGCGUGUGUUGCAUGCGGUUAAAUGAAAGUGUUGCAGCCAGCCAAAUACUAGACGACAUUAAAAGGGGAAUAGGUCUCGAAAGCAUAGGAGUUCUGAGCAUGUCUGACAUACAGCAGCUUUAGGGGCCAUUGGCAGUUAAGUGUUGUUUACACUGCCGGACAGCCUCCUAUUCUGACACACGUAUGCACAUGUGCAGUGUUUCAGUGUGCUGUGGGAAGAUUUGAGAACACACCCCUAACAAGCUGUUCUCCCUGUGCAAGAGAUAAGUAAUGUUUAAAAACAAACCCCUUAUUGCUUUUGUAACAGUAGCUGUUUGAGCAACACCCUCAGCCAGCCAUUUGAUGUUGGCUGAUAGUGGGCUCAUUCUCCAAAGGCUGGUUAAAGGUCACAUUUUGACGUUGAACUGCUCACGUAUUUUUUUUUUGUUAGCCUGUUAUUUCCUGCUACGGUGGGCCGCAUGUAACAUUGUGCUUGUACUUAGCUCUCUGUCAAGAGCGGUGCCAACUCCUCCGGCUUUGCAACGAUGAUAAGACCAACCCUGUAGGAGCUCUCGCAGCGGGGCGGUAAUGGUUAACCAGAUAAUUUUGAAAUUGGGUGUGAGCAGGCUUCUCCCGCCUUUUGACGAGCUCCCGUUCAUUCAUAGCAGGACUUCAGCAUGGAGGGGACCUCGCAACAAGCGACUGACUGUAAAGGCCUGAAUGAAGAAGAGCAAGGUGGGAUCCGACGCCGCCUGAGGGACAGAGAACUUCUCAAGAGGAGAAAAGCCGAAGCAGAGGAGAAAACUUCCCAGUGGGUUUUGGGGCUGGAGACCCCGAGGAAAAGGCAGAGAGCUGAAGGCACCAAAAGGAGGGGGAGGGCCAGGAAGACUGCUGAUACUCAGCAGAGCUCUUUCAUGCAGGAAGGUCCUGUUGUGGUGGUGCUCCCGGAACCAGAGGAGGCGAUACCAGCUACAGCAUCAGACCUUCUGGAAGCAGAAUCUUUCCUUUCUGACGUGCCGUGGGUGCCGAGCGCUACUACUCCGGGUCUCGUGUCAACUCCAGAUGUUUUCACUGCAGUUCCUCCAGCUCCCAGCCAAGAUCAGUCCACCGCUCCAGCUCCAGAUCUCGCUCCCGAACCGGUUUCAGAGUCAGCUUCAGCUCCAGAUCUAGCCCCUGAACUAGUGUCAGAUUUUGCCCGUGAACCAACUCCGGAUCUAACUCCUGAACCAACUUCCGCUCCAGAUCCAGCCCCUGAACCAGCUUCAGAUUUAGCUCUAGAUGCUCUUCUAGUCUUCACUCAAUCCCAAGCGCCUGUUUCCGAACCAGCCAGCGUCUCUUCCGUUAUCCCUCCACAGGUGGAGACCCUCAUGUCCUCACAGUCACAAGCCAAAGAGACCCUUGACCAGGUGGUCAUUGAAGACUUAGGCCCAGAUGAUGAAGAGGAGCAGGUUAAAGUCCAAUCUCCGAGUCAGGAUAAAAGAGCUGAUGAAGAUACGAGCGAAGCGCCAUCCAAUAACGAGCCCGAACAAAACGAAAUAUUCACAGUUCCGUCAUUGUCCUCGCUGACAUCUACUCAAGGAUAUUUCCCGGGAAACUGACUCUUUGAUUCUUUAAGGCUGCGUUUACUUGUGUGGUUUGGUAAUUUGGUAAAAAUGGAAUAAAACACACUUGGUGUUCA